AUGGUGAAGUUCUUGAAGCAGAACAAGGCAGUGAUCCUCCUCCAAGGCCGAUACGCCGGAAAGAAAGCCGUCAUCAUCCGUUCCUUCGACGACGGAAACCGUGAGCGUCCUUACGGACACUGCCUCGUGGCCGGACUCAAGAAGUACCCGAGCAAGGUCAUCCGCAAAGACUCAGCCAAGAAGACGGCGAAGAAAUCUAGGGUUAAGUGUUUCAUCAAGGUCGUUAACUACCAGCAUCUGAUGCCUACUCGUUACACUCUUGACGUGGAUCUCAAGGAAGUGGCGACUCUCGAGGCUCUGGCUUCCAAGGACAAGAAGGUCGCUGCUCUCAAGGAGGCGAAGGCUAAGCUCGAGGAGCGUUUCAAGACUGGGAAGAACAGGUGGUUCUUUACCAAGCUUAGGUUCUGAAGGAGUUCUUGUCGGAAGAAACGGUUUGAGGUUUUUUGUUUUGUUGUUGUUGCGUUUUCGUAUCCAAUAUUUAAAACAGCUUGCUAUUAGUUCAUAUGGAGGACAAUUUGGAACCUGUUUUGGAUUAUGAAAGACUUUUGUUGGAAUUUGUGUUUUGGAGUUUGAUUCUAUUUUGCAUUUUGAUUACCUCUUUGCUUCCACUGAAUGAUUUGCUUAGGAUUUUGUGAUAAUUUUGAGUUUUAGUAAUGUGUAUCUAGCUUUGAUCAAAAUCUCGGUUAGAAAUGAUCAAUAUUGCAUUUCUUGAACAAAAGUCUCCCAUUUUUUGAUUAACCGUUACACUUUUGUAGA
Molecule: messenger RNA, 756 nt
Organism: Eruca vesicaria subsp. sativa (arugula)
Lineage: Eukaryota; Viridiplantae; Streptophyta; Magnoliopsida; Brassicales; Brassicaceae
Source: the annotation of a GenBank genome assembly